Branchiostoma belcheri (Belcher's lancelet) is the source of this 384-nucleotide messenger RNA. RefSeq lists its product as uncharacterized. Lineage: Eukaryota; Metazoa; Chordata; Leptocardii; Amphioxiformes; Branchiostomatidae. Gene Ontology annotation, biological process: positive regulation of angiogenesis; positive regulation of endothelial cell proliferation. The record is from RefSeq and is a predicted model, not a curated record. The transcript is spliced from 6 exons. The coding region runs from base 1 to 384 and encodes 127 amino acids.
AUGCAUGUCCAUGUGGACGAGCACUUCUCCUGCAGUUUCACUUACGCAGCCAAGCCCAUCAACGUCACAGACGAGGAAUGGAGAAUUUCCUUGACCGUAAGCCCUGACGGGAGUGCCUACUCCUGUCACUUCUUCUGCAACAACGAACGACAAGGUCUGACGUCAGAGGUGGCGUUCCAGAAGUUCCACCUGAAGGUCAAAGGUGACGCCACCCGCUAUGGAUACACAGAAGUCUACAGUGACCCUGACACCAAGUUGUCCCAGGAAGAGUACAGUGUAGAUGAGGACAAAAUGGAAGUGACCCAAGUCGACGGCAAGUUUGGUAACCGGUUGUCAGCAGUGGUGAUCGUGGCCGGCAUGCCCCUCAACCACGAGGAGUUGUAA